Messenger RNA from Mesorhabditis belari, 453 nucleotides. The record is from the annotation of a GenBank genome assembly. NCBI's taxonomy places the organism in Eukaryota, Metazoa, Nematoda, Chromadorea, Rhabditida, Rhabditidae.
AUGAUACCGUGGUUAAAGUUUGUGGAGAGAGCAACCACGCGGCCGCACGUGUCGCAACUUUUGGUCAAAGCUCUUCAAACACAAGUGAGAACAAAUGCCUAUCGAGCUUCACUGGGAAGAAUAUCAAGGCAACAAUUUCUUCUACGUUAUCCGGCGACAUUGUUGAGGCCAGAUGGUUCAACGGUUGAGGCGCGAGUAGCGGAACCGAGACAGGUUAUUCAACUAGCUGUUGACCUCAAGACACUGAGCGAGGAUGAACGAAGGCAACGGUUAGCCGCCAGAAAGCCGAAAGCUAAGAAGAUUAAAAAGGAGGAAAUUGACGAUAACUUUGACUCGAACGAAUAUUUGAGCAUGUGGGCCGGAGAUAAUGUGGACAAAGGAGCAGCAUUGGCAGCCGCCGACCAAACGGCAUCGCAAAGUGCAAAAAUAAAAAGCAAGAGGAAGAAAAGCAAA